Messenger RNA from Trichoderma reesei QM6a, 834 nucleotides. RefSeq lists its product as uncharacterized. The transcript is spliced from 2 exons. Lineage: Eukaryota; Fungi; Ascomycota; Sordariomycetes; Hypocreales; Hypocreaceae. The coding region runs from base 1 to 834 and encodes 277 amino acids. The record is from RefSeq and is a predicted model, not a curated record.
AUGAAGCCUUCUUCAAUUCUCCUCCUCGCGGCCGCUGGCCUCUCAUCGGCUAUGCCAACCCAGCCUUUCACCAAGGACACCGCCGUCCACAAGGCCCGCGACACCCGCUCCCUCUUCGGCCACGCCAUCCACGGCCUUGGAGCCCGGAAUCUGGUCCCCCUCAACGCCAACACGGCCGCUCCCCCUCCUGCCGCGCAGCCCGAUGUCAUGCAGGAAGUUCCCGCGCCUACUGAAAAGAAGGCUGACGAUGCUGCCGCUGCUACCACCACUACUGCCGCUGCCGCCACUACUACUGCCGCUGCUGCCACCGAGGUUGCCGCCACUACUGAGGCCGUUGCCACAGAGGCUGCUACGACCACUGCUGCGGCCACCGAGGCUGCCACCACGACGGAAGCUGCUACAACUACGGCGCCUCCGGCUCUGGAGACUGGAUCCGUGGCCAUCGGCAACGGAACUGCAGGCGACAACGGCAAGGGCAAGGGCAAAGGCAACGGCAAAGGUGACGGCAAAGGUGACGGUAACAACAAUGGCAAAGGCAACGGCAGAGGCAACGGAAACAAGAACAAGGGCAACAAGAAUAACAACAACAACAACAACAAUGAUAACGGCCUCGGCUCCUUCAUCAGCGGCGCCCUCUCCCAGCUCGGUCUCGACGGGGUCCUCGACGCCGGCGCCAUUGACAAGCUGAGCGCGGGCGACCAGAUUUCCCUGCUCGCGCAGAUUGUGUCCCUGCAGACGAUGAAGGACCUGCAGAUGGUGGGCGGGAAGGAUAUUGUCGUUGUGCUGAAUCAGGGGUUCAAGAGCUCUGGGCUCAAUGUUGUUAUCAACGCGUAG